CACUGAGCGUUAUUUCCGCCAGCAGGUGCUUUUCUAACGGGACCGCACUCAUACUCCCCUGCACACUGCCUGCACACUGCGCCAUGUCCAGACCCCUGAUCCUCCUCCUCGUCCUCUCCGCGGCGCUAGGCUCGGAAUACCGGGCCUCCUCCGCCUCCGCCGCCGCGCCCUCGCCCUGCCUCGCCCCGACGGAGUGGGAGGGCCGCUGGGUGCAGUACGACCACAGCACCGGGAGAAACAGCAGGGUGGCGGUCUCCUACGAUGCCCCCAACCAGCGGCUCCGGCUCCUGCAGCAGCACAAGAAGCACACGCCUUGUCAGAGGUAUUUCGAGUUCAUCUACCUGUACCAGAGCGGCGUGGUGUUCCAGAUCGACCAGAAAACCAAAGAGUGCGCCAAGCUCCCCCUCAGCGAUCCCUGGGACCCCUUCGACGUCCCGGACAACUCCACUUUCGAGGACCAGUACACGGUGGGGGGCCCUGGGGACAACGUGGAGGUGCAGGAGUGGUCCGACCGCAAACCUGCCCGUCAGCAUGAGACGUGGGUGGGCGUGUACACGGUGAAGGACUGUUACCCCGUGCAGGAGACCUACACCAAGAACGCCAGCGUCACCACCUCCACGCGCUUCUUCGACCUGCGCCUCGGCAUCAGCGACCCCCAGGUGUUCACGCCGCCUUCCACCUGCGCGUCGGCCCGGCCCCGCCCCCUCAGUCACGCCCACUGCUGACCGAGGAAUGAAGACCGUUAAAAAAACAAAAGUAAAUCGAGUUCUAAGCUGCAGAUGAAAACAUGAUUAUAACAAAACACCAAAUGACUCUGGGGAAUGUUCUGUCAAAAGUUUGGACGCACCUUUUCAUUUCUGUUUUUUAUUUUCAUGAUUAUUUACAGUGUAGAUUCUCACUUAAGGUAUCAAAACUAUGAAUGAAACUGAGAGAAGACAAAGGUUUUGCAGCUCUGUCGACGAUGGUUUAUCUGUAGUUUGAUUUAAAUUGUGUUAUAUGACAGCUUUGUGUGAAUUAAAGUUCAAACACUGAGGUGUCCUUGACCUACA
Messenger RNA from Boleophthalmus pectinirostris (great blue-spotted mudskipper), 1049 nucleotides. RefSeq names its product ependymin related 1 (gene epdr1). The transcript has 3 exons. Lineage: Eukaryota; Metazoa; Chordata; Actinopteri; Gobiiformes; Gobiidae. Bases 84 to 725 code for a protein of 213 amino acids. Gene Ontology annotation, molecular function: calcium ion binding. Gene Ontology annotation, cellular component: lysosome; extracellular region. The record is from RefSeq and is a predicted model, not a curated record. Gene Ontology annotation, biological process: cell-matrix adhesion.